AAUCGUGAACAAGAGGCGCUUCUCAGCAGCUGAGAGGAAUUUCAUCAUACAAACAAUGCAGCGAGCUGGGAAAUGGAGGACUCCUCGACGGCCCAAAAAGCCAAGCAACAUAGAGAAAGAUCCAGUGGGGGUUUAUUGCCGCAUACGUCCACUUGGUGGAGAAGAUGAGGAAUGCUGUGUUGAGAUGAUCAGCAGCUCCACCAUUCAGCUUCAUGCUCCUGAUGGACUGAAGGCAAACCGCAAUGGCGAAUACAAGGAGACACAGUACUGCUUUAAGAAGGUGUUUGGUAUUAAAACAACUCAAAUUGAGCUGUUUGAAGAUGUCGCCAAGCCACUCAUUGAGGACCUCAUUCACUGUAAAAACGGUUUGCUGUUUACAUACGGCGUGACAGGAAGUGGUAAAACGUACACUAUGACUGGCUCGCCUGGAGAAGGUGGACUCCUUCCUCGUUCUCUAGACAUGCUCUUCAACAGCAUCGGGUCUUUUCAGGCCAAAAGAUUUGUGUUUAAACCUGAUGAGAAAAAUGGAAUCGAGGUUCAGAGCUAUGUUGACUCUCUGCUCGAGAGACAGAAGAGAGACAGUCAGCUGUCGGUUCCCAAAACGCCGUCUUCCAGGCAGCGGGCGGAUCCGGAGUUUGCGGAUAUGAUCAACCCAGACCAAGCGUGUAAAUUUGAGGGCGUCGACGAAGACUGCUGCUACAGCGUAUUCGUGUCCUACAUUGAGAUCUACAACAACUAUAUCUAUGACCUCCUUGAAGAUGCUCCGUUUGAUCCAAUCAGACCAAAGCCACCUCAGUCAAAGAUUCUGCGUGAAGAUCAGAAUCAUAAUAUGUAUGUGGCCGGCUGCACAGAAGUUGAAGUCAAAUCCACAGAAGAGGCUUUUGAAGUCUUCUGGAAAGGACAAAAGAAGAGACGGAUAGCGAAUACUGAGCUCAACCGAGAGUCCAGUCGCUCCCACAGUGUGUUCACAGUGAAGCUGGCCCAGGCACCUCUAGAUGCUGAUGGGGACCAUGUGCUGCAGGACAAAAGCCAGGUGAAUGUGAGCCAGCUGUGCCUGGUUGACCUGGCGGGCAGCGAACGCACCAACAGAACCAGAGCAGAGGGAAGUCGCCUUCGAGAAGCAGGUAAUAUUAACCAAUCCUUGAUGACCCUGCGGACAUGUAUGGAGGUCCUGCGUGAAAACCAGAUGUGGGGAACUAAUAGGAUGGUGCCCUACCGAGACUCUAAAGUCACACAUUUGUUUAAAAACUACUUUGAUGGAGAAGGAAAAGUCAGGAUGGUUGUCUGUGUUAAUCCCAAAGCUGAGGAUUAUGAAGAAACCUUGCUGGUAAUGCGCUUUGCUGAGAUGACCCAGGAAGUGGAGGUGGCUCGGCCGGUGGACCGUCCGAUCUGUGGCCUGACACCGGGACGCAGGCAGAGGAACCAGGCUUUCAAAGACGAGCUGUCACGCCGACUGGAAGAAAGAGGAGGUCCAGUUAAUGGAGAUCCAGUUCAGCUGAACCAGCUCAUUGAAAGCCUCCCUCCACUGCCUCCCUGCGAGCUCUCAGAUCCGUCUGAUGAUCAGACGUUGCCCCGUCUGAUGGAGGUUCUGGAAAGACGGUACCGUAUCCGUCAGAAGAUGGCCGAACAGUUCAACCAGACUGCAAAUAGUAUGAAAUCCACGUUUCAGCAGUUUGAGAGUCAGUUCAGUUCUAAGGAAAAUGUACUGCAUGAUCAGCAAAGCAAACUGGGGGAGAAAGACAAAGUCAUUGCAAACCAAAGGACGGAGAUUGAACGACUGGAAAAAAAAUCCAAGACUUUAGAAUACAAGAUUGACAUCCUGCAGAAAACGACGGAGAUGUACGAGCAGGACAAACGCUCCCUUCAGCAGGAGCUGGAGAGCAGAGAGCAGAGGCUGCAGAAGGAGUUGGCAGAAAGGAGGCGCAUGGAGCAGCGGAUGCAGGGCAUGGUGACCGACACCAAGCUCAAAUGGGAGAGGGAGUGUGAGAGGCGAGUGAACGCCAAGCAGCUGGAGCUGCAGAACAAGUUGUGGGUGAAGGACGAGAAGCUGAAGCAGUUAAAAGCCAUCGUGACGGAGAACGGCGGCGCCAGCGGCGGUCCCGCAGAGCCGCCGCGGAAGCCUGAGAGACCCUCCAGAGAGAGGGAUAGAAACGUUGCUCAGAAGCGCUCAGCUUCUCCUACACCUCUCUCUGAUUUAGGCCAAACGCCUCUCAGCCAAAACCGAGCCAAUGUUAGGGGAGUUCAGGACCCCGUCCCCACCUCCAGUCCCUCCUCAUCCUCCUCUUCCUCCUCGUCCUCCUUUCCCUCGGUUGCCUCCUGCAUUUCAGAUUGGGAGCAGAGGUUCCCUUUAGACUCAGGCAGCCAGUCUAGACAACCGGGAACGCCCCAGUUUGGCAGCAGGACUCCCACCCCAUGCCAUGGCGCCAGCAGCGUGGGUCGCAGGAGAGGCCAGCGCUGGGCCCCAGAGACUGAGGCCCCUCAUGUAGCUUCUGUCUAUGAGCUAAACAAAGAGGCAGGAACAAGGACGGUUCCUCCGGUUCACCCAAUGCACAGGCGCUCACACUCUGCGGGUGGGGAGAAAUGGGUAGACCACAAACCGGCCUCUAAUUUGGAUCUAGACACUGUAAUGCAGCCAAUCAUACCCAAUGCGAUCAAGGUGUCGACCCCGAACGAGAAAGCUCUGUCUAAAUGCCACAAAUAUGUGCUUAGACACCAAGAGCUUGCCUCUGACGGGGAGCUCGAGACCAAAUUGAUAAAGGGUAAUGUUUUUAAGACCAGAGGUGGAGGACAAGCAGUGGAGUUCACUGAUAUCGAGACGCUAAAGCAAGAAGACCCGACAGCACCGAGUCGCAAAAGGCGAUCCGGCUCCAGAGAGGGACCGACUCAAACAGAUGACAUUGAAAACAGGCCUCCAGUGGCAAACGUCAGUGCAAGCCAUGGGAAUCAAAAACGGAGAAGACCUUAAGGUGCUGCAGAGAUUUUCUUUUCCCUAAACACUCAAACUGUUGCCUGUCAAAUCAGUGAAGAGGAAACUGCAUCUGACAGCUGCAGAACAUUUCUGCUAUUCCUGAUUAUAUUAAACUUUACUAUGGUGCAAUUAUAAUUUAAUCAUUACUUAAUGAUAUAUAAAGUCUUGUUUGUUGGAUUUUUCCUACAAAUAAGUGCUUUUUAUAUUGCUCUUUGAAUGCUGGAAUCCCUUCUGCUAGUAGACUGAGAGGUGGUUAAUGACCAGUAACAUGCUGACUGAUUGUACCUGGUGUCUUUUGUCUGCUUCAUGCUGCCACCCAAAGUAUGUGUGCUGUGGAAAUGUUUUUAUUUUUGUGUGUAUUUUUUUUUUUGUCUUUGCUUAUUUUUUUUCUUGCCGUCUUUUGAUGUAUUAAAUGUCGAGGUGUUGGUGCACACAUCUGACUGCAAAAAAAUAAUUUUUAGGAUUUUCAGCACGUGGACCUGCAGAUAUAAAAGUGCUGUGCUGUCACGCAGUGCGGCUGACCCCCCUGUAAAUAGCCUUUUUAUCUUUUCUAAACAACUUUUGACGGCAUUAAACUUAUUUGGACACCAUGUUGUAAUUGCCAUUUUGUCCACAAAGAGUGAUUUUUGUUUUAUUUUCGAACCUGGAACCGUUCCGAGCUUGGUUGGCAUUUGUUUUAACGUUGUUUGGAAUAGUUUCAGGUCUGAAAGUAAAGUUGAGUAAAGCUCAGUCAUAUCUGUACAUGCAAAUGUAUUGGAAAUAUUGCAAAAUUAACUACGAAUCAAAAUUAAAAGUUUUUUUUCAAAUUGUGA
This is a messenger RNA of Poeciliopsis prolifica (blackstripe livebearer), 3780 nucleotides long. RefSeq names its product kinesin-like protein KIF23. The record is from RefSeq and is a predicted model, not a curated record. The coding region runs from base 56 to 2965 and encodes 969 amino acids. Gene Ontology annotation, molecular function: microtubule binding; ATP binding; microtubule motor activity. Gene Ontology annotation, cellular component: microtubule; kinesin complex; nucleus. The transcript is spliced from 23 exons. NCBI's taxonomy places the organism in Eukaryota, Metazoa, Chordata, Actinopteri, Cyprinodontiformes, Poeciliidae. Gene Ontology annotation, biological process: microtubule-based movement.